ACCGUUUCCUCACGCCUCUUUGAAAUAUCCGUUUCCGAUAUAAACCCUAAAAACCGAUUCCACAUCAAAUCUCCCAAUUUUCCCCAAUUAAUCGAUCAAACACACACCUUUCGCUAAAUUCUCUCAAAAACCCUAACGAAUCGCAUUCAAAUCUAUCACAAUUCGUUCAAUCUCAUUCAAUUUCGUUCAAUUUUGAACAUCUACAAUCCUCGUUGAAUUUGUUGGUGAAAUUAGGGUUUCGAUCGAUAGAUAGAGAGAGAAAUAGAGGAGUUUUGGUAUCUAGUUGAUGGUCUCAUGGGCGCUACGGGGUCUAAGCUCGAGAAAGCUCUAGGAGACCAGUUUCCUGAAGGUGAACGGUAUUUUGGACUUGAAAACUUCGGUAACACUUGCUAUUGUAACAGCGUGCUUCAGGCUUUAUAUUUUUGUGUUCCAUUUCGUGAGCAAUUACUUGAAUAUUAUGGAAAUGUUAAAAAUCCCGGGGACGUAGAAGAAAAUCUCCUUACGUGUUUGGCAGAACUGUUUAUGCAGAUUAGUACACAAAAGAAGAAAACAGGCGUUAUUGCUCCCAAACGCUUUGUACAAAGAGUGAAGAAAGAAAAUGAGCUUUUUCGUGGUUACAUGCAUCAGGAUGCGCACGAAUUUUUGAAUUUCUUGUUAAACGAACUAGUUGACAUACUAGAGAAAGAAGCCAAUUCAGCAAAAGCUUCAAAAGAACUUUCGUCACCUCCUGAAAAGAUUCCCAACGGGAUACAUGUUGCUCAUGCCAACGGUGUACGGAAAGAGCCCUUGGUUACCUGGGUUCACAAAAACUUUCAGGGUAUACUUACAAAUGAAACAAAGUGUUUAAGAUGUGAGACUGUGACUGCAAGGGAUGAGACAUUUUUAGAUUUGAGUCUUGAUAUUGAGCAGAACAGUUCGAUUACAAGCUGUUUAAAGAACUUCAGCUCCACCGAGACCUUAAAUGCCGAGGAUAAGUUUUUCUGUGAUAAAUGCUGCAGUUUGCAGGAAGCACAAAAGAGGAUGAAGAUCAAGAAACCACCACAUAUUUUGGUCAUACAUUUGAAGCGUUUCAAGUACAUGGAACAGCUGGGCAGGUACAAAAAGUUAUCAUACCGUGUCGUUUUCCCUCUUGAGCUGAAGCUAACCAACACAAUGGAAGAUGCGGAUUGCGAAUACUCGUUAUUUGCGGUGGUGGUUCAUGUUGGAAGCGGGCCCAACCACGGACAUUACGUAAGUCUGGUCAAAAGCCACAACCACUGGUUGUUCUUUGAUGAUGAAAACGUGGAAAUGAUCGAUGAAUCCGCUGUUCAAACCUCGUUCGGGUCGGCCCAAGAGUAUGCUAGCAACACUGAUCACGGGUAUAUCUUGUUCUAUGAGAGCCUUGCUGCCAACAAUGAUCAUUGAAUGGGUAUUUUGUCAAAUCCUUUUUUUUUCAGAUUUGUGUUACUUGGUUUUUGUGUUAUCAUCAUAUACGGCAAUUUGGGUUAUUAGACGGGAAGAAACUUGUGAUGGAUUUGAUGUACAGUUACUGCUGCUAUUUGAGUUCAUCUGUUUUAGUUGAAACAAUAAAGGUGCGUAUGAUAUGAUGAUGAUGUGGAUGAGGACGAUGAUUUUGAUAUCGGUGAUGAUGGAAGCUUGUUUUAAGCGUGAACGUGAUCAUCAAAGAUGAUGUUAAGUUAAUGACUUGCGUCUCGUUUGUAUUGGUAUUAACAUUUUUGUUUAUUUAUGAAUCGAGAGCUAUGAUGGUGUUGUAUUUUUGUUUGAUUUGUGAAGAAAUGGAGAAUUUCCUGAAUUUAGGCGUG
Messenger RNA from Helianthus annuus (common sunflower), 1802 nucleotides. Its product is annotated as ubiquitin carboxyl-terminal hydrolase 4. Lineage: Eukaryota; Viridiplantae; Streptophyta; Magnoliopsida; Asterales; Asteraceae. Gene Ontology annotation, molecular function: cysteine-type deubiquitinase activity; cysteine-type endopeptidase activity. The transcript is spliced from 6 exons. Gene Ontology annotation, cellular component: nucleus; cytosol. The record is from RefSeq and is a predicted model, not a curated record. Gene Ontology annotation, biological process: protein deubiquitination. The coding region runs from base 295 to 1404 and encodes 369 amino acids.